Messenger RNA from Bubalus bubalis (water buffalo), 3629 nucleotides. It is a transcript of the gene CEACAM20, whose product is annotated as CEA cell adhesion molecule 20. The record is from RefSeq and is a predicted model, not a curated record. Lineage: Eukaryota; Metazoa; Chordata; Mammalia; Artiodactyla; Bovidae. Gene Ontology annotation, cellular component: cell surface. Bases 1817 to 3535 code for a protein of 572 amino acids. Gene Ontology annotation, biological process: heterophilic cell-cell adhesion. The transcript has 15 exons.
UAGUUGCAGUUCAUGGUCCUCUCUGAUCGUGGUGCAAGGACUUAGCUGCCCCGAGGCAUGUGGGAUCUUAGUUCCCUGACCAGGGACUGAAACUGUGUGCCCUGCAUUGGAAGGCAGAUUCUUAUCCACUGGACCACAAGGGAAGUCCCCUAAUCAUUAACUCUUGAGUCAGCCUUUUAGUUCAAAAGACACGGACACAGAGGCUUGUGUACAGUUUCAAGUCCUAUUUCCGCUUCCUCAAUGGGAUGGUGGAUUUAUGGGUAGGAUGGAAGGAAGGAAGUGUUCACCAUUGACUGGAUAGAUGUAUGAACAGCUGAGUCGGUGGGUAAACAGAUGAACUUAGGGACAGGUGUAUGGACAGGUGAUUGGGUGGACAGAUUAUUAGAAGAAUGAUUGAUAAGGGUACUGAAUUCUACCCAGGCAUUCUGUCCCUAAGCCUAUUACCUGUCAGGACUCAACAUUUCUCUCUUCCUAAUUUUCCUGCAGAGACACUUCCCCAGCCCAAUGUCACAGUCAACAACUCAGCCCCAGGAGCAUGUAGAAUCCAUCAGCCUGCACAGCUUGAACCCAAAGAGCACUGUGGCCAUCCAGUGGUACAUCCGGGGCCAGAAGCUCUUCACUGGGGGCCACAGGGAGCUGUCCUCUGACCACAGGACACUGUAUAACAUCACCAGGAAUGACUUGGGCUUCUACCAGUGUGAGAGCUGCAACUCAGCCACCAGCAGCAUCAGCAACCCUGUUCUCAUCAAAGUCAUUUGACUUUGUGAGGGGAGACUGUUGUUCCAGUCUGCAGAUGAGAACACUGACACCCACGGGAUGAUAUAACCUUCUCAAGAAACCACUUCUGGGGCAUGGAGAGCUUGGACCACAGCCCCCGAAGAGGCAAAACCAUUACCAUCUUAAAGCUGAGGAAAGUGAUGACCAGAGGGGGGGACUGACAUGCCCAAGGCCGCACAGCUCACAGAUAGGGGAGCCGGGAUUCCAACCCCUGCAGUCUGGCUCCAGAGCUGGUUUGCUCAGCCUCAGCCUUCACUGGAGCAGAUCCUUGGUGAAUGCUGUGGCGUGAAUGGGACCCAGACAGAAGCAGCUGUUGGAGAUCUCAGCUCAGAUGUCCCCUCCUCCAACAAGUCUUCCCUGCCUCAUCCCAGAAGGCUGAGUCAGGCAGCUCAUGGUGAACUACUAGAGAAAAAAAUGGCAACCCACUCCAGUAUUCUUGGACUGAGGUACAGUUCAAGGGGUCACAAAGAGUCGGAUGCGACUGAGCUUAUGGUGAACCUGGCGCUGUUUUAUUAAGCUCUGGAUAACCAGGAACCAUCAUUAUUGACUUUAUUGUUGUAGCUGUUGACCAUUAUAAUUUCAGUUCCUGGUCCCUUUAACGCUGAUAUGCUUAAAUUGCCCCUCCCUGGCACUGCUUCUCCCUGGCAGCUCCCUCACCCCCAUCCCAAGUGGGCCUUUGAAUGGGAAGAGGCGUAAUUUUCAAGGGGAUCCGCGGCCAGAAGGCGGGGCUUCUUCCUCCUUUCGAGCCUUGGGGGAAACCCCAGGGUUCCGGGACGUCGGGACUUUGGUUCUCUCCGUGCUGGGAGGAGGAGGAAAGUAAAGCCUGGGGUAGAGGGCUGAGGAGGGUGCAGCCAAAGUUCCUCCUCUGCCACCCUCGCUGUCUGUCCCGGGAGCCACUGUCGCCGAAGUGCCUGUAAGUGGGCAGCUGGGCAGAGUGGAAGAGAAGAGAGCUGGAGAGGCUGCAGACGGAGUGAGGACCGGGUCAUCGUGCGGAAGGCGGGAAGAUAGCUUGGCGCUCUGAAGUCAGGUGUCAGGACCCAUGGAGUCCGCUGACCUACGGGGCCACCGCUGGGCAGAAAUCCUGCUCUCAGCCUCACUUUUGACCGUGUGGAGCUUGGCAGCUGCAGCCCAGAUCUCCCGUGAUGCUGUCGUCCAAGAACCUCUGACCAAGCCCACCAUUUCAGUAAGCCAGGGCACAGUCAUAGAGCACAGGGAAAAUGUGACCUUCUACUGUGACACCCCGGACAUCAACAUCACCAUCCACUGGGUCUCCAACCACCAGCCCCUGCCAUCCCACGAGCGCAUACAGCUGUCCACAGAUGGCAAGAUCCUCACCAUCCUCAGUGUCCAGCGGAAGGAUGCUGGGAUAUACCAAUGUGAAGCUUGGGGUGUCCUCGGGAUGAAGAGCAGUGACCCCACCUACCUGAUUGUGUACUAUGGCCCUGACCCAGUCUCUAUUAAGGUGGAGCCUGGUGUACCCAAUGGGGACACGGUUGAGGUGAUGGAGGGCUCCAAUGUGACCUUCUCAGCAGAAACUGAGUCUUACCCACAAGCUUCAUAUUCAUGGUUUUUCUCCAAUGACUCCAAGCCCAUCACUUGGAGCUUGUUCUUCAACAUGAGCAAUGUUACCAUCCAUGCCGUGUCCAAGGAACACGAGGGCACCUACAGGUGCUUGGUGUCCAACAGUGCCACCCAGAAGUCCCUCUGGGAUGCUGUCAAAGUCCGCGUCCUUGAAAGAGUGACCAAGCCUUACGUCAUGGCCCCAAACCGGACUCUCAUGGAGGACACCAGCUUUGUGGUCCUGACCUGCCAGACCACCCAUGAGGGAGUUGGAGUCCGGUGGUUCCUGGGGGACCAGCUCCUCCUGUCCAGCGAACACCUGGUGCCUGACAACAGGGCCCUGAUCAUCCACGGCCUUCGGCGGAAUGACACAGGGCCCUAUGCGUGCGAGGUCUGGAACUGGGGCAGCCAGGCACGGAGUGAACCCCUGAAGUUGAACAUCAGCUACGGCCCCGAUCGAAUGUAUUUCACCAGCGGGUCGGAGACCCUGGCAGACGCCACCGUCAGUGCGGAGCUCAACUCCCGCCUAACCCUGCGGUGUUGGGCUGAAUCCCAGCCGGAUGCUGAGUUUAACUGGACCCAUGACAACACCAGUGUGUACAAGGGGGAGCAGCUGGUUAUCGAGGCCCUGACUUGGAAACACCAAGGGAAUUACAGCUGCACAGCUUCUAACUCUGUCACACUGCUGACCUGCUCUGCCUCGGUCAUGGUCAGCGUCAUAGGUCACCGGUCAUCCCUGUCUGUAGGGGCCAUCGUUGGCAUUACCGUCGGGAUCCUGGCUAUUGUUGCCCUGGCCAUAGGGCUGGGCUGCUUCAUACACACUGGAAAUGCCAGAGGGCUCUCAAGGAGAACAACAGAGGAUACCGCCUAUGAGAACAUGACACCCACUUCUGAAGAGGGUCACCCUGAAGAGCUCGGUCGCAACUGGCCCAUGCCUGUGUAUGCCAAUGCACCCGCCAUUGAAGGACAGAUACCAGUCAAAAAGAUGCUGCCAGUAGACCCUCCAGAGCAAUUAUAUGAGCAGUUAUCACCUCCCACCAGCCACAGCCGGUAUUCUCAUGGCCCCAGGAAGCCAUCCUCCAAACUUGCAUUGGAUCCCUUGGUCCCAACUCCACAAAAAGAAAAUGCAGAGUCAAACUAUCAGGCACUUGUGAAUCCAGAACACAGCAUCUACUGCCAAAUCAACCAUUCCACCUAAUGGAAGCAGAGAUCCUUUCUCCAGAAAUCCUAAAGAAGUUACGCGCCAUCAUAUAUUCAAUGAUGUUUAUUACAUACACAUUAUGUUCCAGCCA